AUUAUGUGUAUCAUUUGGAACUCUAGACUUACUAUAUGUCUAAGUGACAGUCAUGACAGACCAAUCAAAAUCAUGUCUGUGUAAGCGAUUGCUUUUCGCAAACGCAAGCUUUGCUUUGAUCUAGCUGAAUAAUUAACAAAUUAGGUGAUUUAUCUUGUGGUGUCGAAACUAGAAAAUCCGGAUAAGUAUACUAAUUGUGUAAAAAAAGACUCAGCUCUUUAUAUAUUAGCAAUAUGUCUUCUCAUCUCAGUACUAAGGACAGAUUGCUUUCCUUAAUCGACGAUAUUGAACUAAUUGCAAAAGAAAUUAUCGAAGUAUCCAUAGCACCCAAGUCCCAGAAACUUUCGGCAGCCGAUCACGCACAGCUAACAGACUUACUUCUAGCCAAAGAUGUUGAACUCAAAAAAACAUUGGAUUUAGCUGAUGAACAAGCUAAAAUUCAGCAGAAGAUGAAUGAACUUAAAGCUGAAGUAGAUAACAAGGAUCAAGAUAUUUACCAUUUGCAAAGACAGCUGAAAGAUGCAGAGCAGAUACUAGCUACCUCUUUAUAUCAAGCAAGACAAAAACUAGCAUCUAUAGUUAAGUCUAGAAAACGACCGGUGCCAUCUGAGGAACUGAUCAAAUUUGCCCACAGGAUAAGUGCUUCAAAUGCAGUUAGUGCACCUCUGUCCUGGCAGCCUGGAGACCCACGCCGGCCGUACCCCACAGACCUUGAGAUGAGGCUGGGAAUGCUUGGGCGCCUCUGCGACCUGCCACUCAAUGGACACACACCAUCAACACUGAAUGAUUUACAUCGAAUUACAACGGGAGGAGCGACUGCAAGCAACCAGUUCACGUGGCACCCGUCGGGCGAGCUGCACAUGUCGGUGGGCGGCGGCAACUCCGUGGCCAUCGAGGCGCGCGGCAAGGACGCGCCCGCGCAGGAGGACGUCGAGGUCAUGUCCACGGACUCCAGCUCCAGCUCCAGUAGUGACUCGCAAUGAAAACGACCGCGAUUGUGAACUAAUACACUAUUAGUCAUGAUUCAAUUUCUUUAAGACGAUCGGACAGUUUCAUUAUUCACCUAAGUUGAACAGAUUUGCAGUUUGAAAGACUGUUACUUAGUAUUUUUAUAUUGUUUAGUAAUAUUUACUGUAAUAGUGAUCUUGUUAGUGUAUGAUAUUUUAUAUUGUUUAGUUUCUAAGCUUUAGUACAGUAAAGUGUAUCAAUUGCAUAUCAGAAUCGCGAAGUCCAUAAUAUUAGGGAUCAUCCACAUAUUACGUCACACCAAAUUUCAGGUUUUUGGACCCCCCCCCCCCCCUAUGUCACGCUUU
Leguminivora glycinivorella is the source of this 1313-nucleotide messenger RNA. It is a transcript of the gene MED4, whose product is annotated as mediator of RNA polymerase II transcription subunit 4. Lineage: Eukaryota; Metazoa; Arthropoda; Insecta; Lepidoptera; Tortricidae. Gene Ontology annotation, biological process: regulation of transcription by RNA polymerase II. The record is from RefSeq and is a predicted model, not a curated record. The coding region runs from base 234 to 983 and encodes 249 amino acids. The transcript has 5 exons. Gene Ontology annotation, cellular component: core mediator complex; mediator complex. Gene Ontology annotation, molecular function: transcription coregulator activity.